Messenger RNA from Cyclopterus lumpus (lumpfish), 2406 nucleotides. It is a transcript of the gene mcoln2, whose product is annotated as mucolipin 2. Bases 315 to 1985 code for a protein of 556 amino acids. The transcript is spliced from 14 exons. Gene Ontology annotation, molecular function: NAADP-sensitive calcium-release channel activity. Gene Ontology annotation, cellular component: membrane. The record is from RefSeq and is a predicted model, not a curated record. NCBI's taxonomy places the organism in Eukaryota, Metazoa, Chordata, Actinopteri, Perciformes, Cyclopteridae.
CCUGAAAGAUUGACUGAUGCAGCAUCAACAUUUUUAAAUACAUACAUUUAGGAAUAGUCAUUCUCAUGUAUCUCAACAAUAAGUGGGAACAGUGGCGAUAAAGCAUCUUAAUAUUGUUAAUGCCGUCGUCGCAUUUAGACCUCCUUACUGACCGCUGGUGGCUCCUGGGGCCGUAGAUUGGAGACCUUUGCGUCGGCUGAAACUCAUUUCCUGAUUGGCUGACUGGUGCCACAGAUAACUGAGCUGAGGAGACUUCAGUCGGUUGACAACCACCACUACCCUUCAAAGUGUUGGCUCCACGUGGGAACGCAACCAUGGAGCUACUGGUUCGCUAUCUGGACCGCAGCAAUUCAAAUAGCUCUGUGCUGACUCCAGAGGUUUUCAAAGAGGAGAACCUGAGAGAUGACCUGAAGUACUACUUCAUGAGCCCGUGUGAGAAGUACCGGGCUCGGCGACACAUACCCUGGAAACUGGUGGUGCAGAUUCUGAAAAUCGUCAUGAUCACAACACAACUCAUCCUGUUCGGCCUCAGCAACCAGCUGGUGGUGUCCUAUAAGGAGGAGAACAUGAUGGCACUCAAAAACCUUUUCCUGAAGGACUACAGCGGCGUGGAUGAGGAUGACUACAGUGUUGCUGUCUACACCCAACAACGUGUCUAUGACAGUCUGUUUUAUGUCCUGGAUCAGUACAGCCAGUUGGGCCGGCUCUCUGUGGGUCCCCUCAGUUACGGAGAGGAUGAACACGGCGAUGUGCUGCCGCUCAUCAUCUGUAAACAAUAUUACAAGAGGAGCAGCGUGGAGCCCUCAAACGAGGCCUAUGAUAUAGACGCCCAGCUGGAGACAGUUUGUAUGUCACAUGAUCCAAAGACAGCAAACCAAUGGAAAACCCAGAACUCAUCCUUUUUUGAUCUGGACUUUUACCGGCUUGUUGACAUGAAAAUAACCUUCCAGCUGAACGGCAUCAACCUACAGACGGUGCGUUCACGGGAGUUACCUGACUGCUACUCGUUCUACAUUACGAUAACGUUUGACAACCAGUGUCACAGUGGGAAGGUGAAAAUAUUCCUGGACAUAGACGCUCAGAGCUGUCCAUGUCAAGACUGGAAGAUAUCUGGGACGGCUCAGAAGAACACACACUACCUGCUGGUGUUUGACAGCUUUGUCAUUGCCGUUUGCCUCACAUCGGCUGUGCUGUGCAGCCGCUCCAUCGUACUGGCGGUCAGGCUACUUCAGAGAUUUUCCAGAUUCUUCCAUGAGAACUACAGUCGUAAAGUGGGUGAGGAUGACCAGAAUGAGUUUCUGAAUGGCUGGUAUGUGCUGGUCAUUGUCAGCGAUCUCUUGGCCAUUAUUGGCUCUAUACUGAAGAUGGAAAUACAAGCGAAGAGUCUGACCAAUUAUGAUGUGUGCAGUAUCUUUCUGGGAACAUCUACUUUAUUGGUGUGGGUCGGCGUGAUCAGGUACCUGGGAUACUUCCAGAAAUACAAUGUAUUGAUUUUAACCAUGAAAGCAGCCUUCCCCAAGGUCCUGCGUUUUUGCUGCUGUGCCGGUAUGAUCUACCUCGGCUACACCUUCUGCGGAUGGAUUGUACUGGGGCCAUACCAUGAGAAGUUUGAGGGCCUGAGUCGUGUAGCGGAGUGCCUGUUCUCCCUCUUGAACGGCGACGACAUGUUCACCACCUUCGCCCAGCUGAAGGACAAAAACACUUUGGUGUGGCUCUUUAGCCGGGCCUACCUCUACUCCUUUAUCUCCCUGUUCGUCUACAUGGUGCUGUCGCUCUUCAUCGCCCUCAUCACCGACGCCUAUGAGACCAUCAAGAGGUUCCAAAGAGACGGCUUCCCGCUGACGGACCUGCAAAAGUUCCUCAGAGAGCAAAAAGAUUUUCCUGUUGCAGAGGAGAGCAGUCAGACAGACGUCCACAUCAGAUACUCUGUGUUGUGCUGCUGCCAACGAAUUCCAGAAAUUGACGAUGUUGUACUGAUCAGCUGACAGCUGUUCCACCGCCAGAGAACCUUGAUCAGGAAGGAGGAUGCUGAAAACAUGACCUUGCACCUCUGAUGCCGACUUCGAGAUCAAACCAUCCAUUGCAAAAUCCUCAAAAGAGCAGCGUUACUGAUUCUGAAGUGCAAUAUGAGAGAAACGCCUAUCAAGGUCUCUCCCUAACAUGAAACUGGAGCUGGAAAUAACUGUUUCAUAACUGUAUCAACUGAAGCUCAGGAUGCUGUUGACGUUUACUGGGCCUUCUGUAGCUUCUGUACAUGCAUUUAUUUGCCAAAUAACUGAAUUCAGUGUGUUUUCUGCAAUUGACUGGCUGCAAACACUGGUGCUAUGCCACAUUAUGCCGUGCUAGAUGUCAUUUAUUUGUCAAGUGUUGUCGUACAGAUUGCAGUAAAGCUAAUCUUUUCAUUUG